AUGGCAGCUGAUGCCAGGGACCCGGUCCCGGAGCAGCUGGAGAGGCUUCGGGAGGAGCUCCGGGCCGAAACGGCGCAGGCGCUCUCCGAGUGCUUGGGGCGGCUGGAGCGCCUGGAGUCGGAGCUGCGCAGCCUGCGAGAUGCGCGUUUGCAGGUCGCGGAGCCUGGGGCCUUUUUGGGGAGCCCAACUGCCGUAGUACCUUCGGAGCCAUCAAAAAGAAAGGUGCAGCCGGAGGCGGAGACUUCGAAGCCUCAAGCAUCCAAACAGGGGACGAAAGAAGCUUGGCUCCCGGAUGAUGAAAAAGAGCCGAUCCCCUUUUCAGAGUCGACUUGGAAUCUGCUCCUCGUCCUGGGCUUCACAAAGGCUGGCUGGAUCGACAUUGUGGUUGGCUGCGGGGUCUUGGUCGGAAGUCUUCUGCUGCAGGGAGGUUUGUGCUACGUACUUCUAACUGGUGCUUUCCUUGGAAAGCCCCUGGCCGGACAGAUCGACACUGCGAGGAGGUGGCGGACCUUCACUGCGCAUGAUUUCAAGCAUCUGGACAUCACUGAAACGAGCCUUGUGUCGCGCGUUUGCAACGAAGAUGGAUCCUUGAUCAUGUCCACGAAGCAGGCAGACCUCAUCUCGCAGCUGAACGCUUACCUUGGCAUGAAAGCUCACGAGUUGACUCCGGAGGGCGUCUCUCCGGGGAGUGUGCUGUGUGUUCUAUGCAUUGCCUGGUGGUGCCUCUACGUGGCCAGAGAGUACCGGUCCAUCUUCUCGUCCUUGGAAGGCUUGUGGAACGUGCCGCGGGGGCCCUCCAUUCUGGAGCUGGGAACCCUUCGGUCGGUGUCACUUCCACGUGUUCUUCUUUUCUGCGCACUGCGGCUCUUGAAGGCUGUUAUUUCAAGCCUCUUGCUUGCCGCCGGCAUCCAGUGGCUGGUGAACGCCAUAGCCAUAAGGAGCAUAGUCUUACGGGCCGUCGCCAUAAAAACAUUGUUUGAGCUCGACGCCGUGUUCUAUGCGGCUUUCAUGCCAAAGCGGCUCCAGGUCAGCAUGAGAAAGCUAAAGCCCCUGCAGUUUCGCAACUCUGCGUGGCGGAGCCAACUUGAAACCCUUCUCCUCUUGCUCUUCUUCUUCGGGGUGACGAUCGGAACCUGGCAUCAGCUGGUUGACCCCAUUGCUAAGACCAUGGAACGCAUCAAGACCGAGUAUUGCGGUGGAAACCAGAACUUUGUGGUCGGCGUAAACGACCAUCACGGUUUGGCAGUCGGACGGUCGAGCAUGGCCUAUGACCCAGCCCGCGCUGAAGACGAGAUCACUGGUGCUGUGUAUGACUACGCGUUCAAAUCAAACGAGAGCCACCUGAUCUUAUUUCACGCCUCACCACGGAGCUUUGAGAAGACGCGAGUGGAAACCAUGGCUACAGCCACCACUUCCAUUCUGGAGUGCACCAACUUCGACCGAUGGUUCCUUCGCGGGGAAGAGCGACCGAUACCCAGCACCUACGGACCCUACUUUCGGUCCGCCUCUUUGUCUGUUGGCAUGGCGCCGAACAGCACCUGCGAAGACAUGGCAAGUCAUUGCACCGAUGUCGAUGCGCAGCUCCUUCGCAUGGUCUGCGGUGUGACUUGCGGCUGUACCGAGCCACAGGCCAAUCCGUUGUUCAAAGUGCGAGCACAAGGAUGCUUGAAGAGAUGUCUGGACGAGCAGCCGAUCUGGAUAGUCGGCGAACCCUGCGUGGACGUAAGCACAGACUCUGAAGCUUGGCAGUCCUUCUGGGACAUGUACCCUUCAGCCAUGGAAGCUUAUUUCGGCGCAACGCCGGAACAGAUCUUCAACCUCGCAGAGGUGGCACACAGCAUGAAGCAAGCGGGCUGCAACUAUUUGGCUGAGUUCACGCAUGAGGUCAUCACGGAAGUGCGAUACUGUGAUGGACAUCCUUCGCUUUUCUCUCCACUGAGCCUUCUUUGCCCCCGAACCUGCUGCACUGGUAGCAGCAUUUUCUGCCCAUCGAGCUGCGGCGUUUAA
Molecule: messenger RNA, 2007 nt
Organism: Symbiodinium sp. CCMP2592
Lineage: Eukaryota; Dinophyceae; Suessiales; Symbiodiniaceae
Source: the annotation of a GenBank genome assembly